Molecule: messenger RNA, 3419 nt
Organism: Thunnus maccoyii (southern bluefin tuna)
Lineage: Eukaryota; Metazoa; Chordata; Actinopteri; Scombriformes; Scombridae
Gene: pcdh2a1
Product: protocadherin b
Exons: 1
Coding region: 578-3025 (815 amino acids)
Biological process (GO): homophilic cell-cell adhesion
Cellular component (GO): plasma membrane
Molecular function (GO): calcium ion binding
Source: RefSeq, a predicted model, not a curated record
UUAAAUUAAUAUUGCAAACAAAGGUGUUUUUUCUUAGUUUUCCAAUACUUUGGUUUGCUGUCUGGGUUUUUGUGACACUGAUUUAAUCAAUAUUCACCAAGACACAAACAAAUAUGGUUAACUUAAAUGUAAAAAAACCCCAAAAAACAAACUUUAAUGUAAAAUACAUUGUGACUGGGAAGCACUUGGCAUUUUGGCUUACAGUGAUCAGUUUUAAAAUCAAUAUGUUCUUGAGGGAAAUUUGAAAAGGGAGGCCCUUCCACAAAAAAAAUUAAAAAUACAUGAAUAAAUCCUGCUACAUGUCACUGUUCUGUGAAAGCACAUUUUGGUCAGUUCUUGCCCAACAAAGCUGCUUAUAUAACAUUUACUGCACUAUGUACAGUCUCUGUCACAUGGUGUCACUGUUGACCUGUAAAGCAUAAUGCAUCUCAUUCCUGGAAGUCAUGACACACCCAUUUUAAAGGGUGUAGGACACAUCUUUGUGGAAGAUGUGCUUUUUAUUUUUAAAUUAACAACAGGACCUUAGGACAUGAGCAAAGUAUUUUUGUCAAAGCUUUAAAAUCAACAAGAACAACACAUGCUUCCAGAAUCUGCUGUAUUUUUUCCCGCAGACGAAAGGAUGAUUUUUUGGACCACUGUCUUUGUCUUGUGUGCAGUAUGGCCAACUGCUUUGUCUGUGACACGAUACUCCAUAGCCGAGGAGAUGGAAAGGGGCUCUGUUGUGGCUAAUCUCGCUGCGGAUUUGGGACUUGAGCUUGGAGGUUUGGCACAACGGGAGGUAAAACUUGAUAUUUUCCACAACAAAAAAUAUCUAGAUGUAAAUAAAAAGACAGGGGAGUUGUAUAUCGUGGAAAAAAUGGACAGGGAAUAUCUUUGUCCAGCGAAACCCACGUCCUGUUUUUUAAAGCUUGAUGUUAUCAUAGAAAGCCCCUUACGUAUCUUCAACAUUGAGCUCGGAAUAACGGACAUAAAUGAUAACGCUCCGCAUUUUCGACGCGACAGAGUAGAGCUAGAUGUUUCAGAAUCGGCAACACCGGGAGAGAGAUUCUCCCUGCCUAAUGCUGUGGAUCCAGAUGUUGGCCUAAAUACAAUUAAAACAUACAAACUCAGUGUCAGUGAACAUUUCACCAUUGAAAUUCAGACGGGCAGUGACGGAACUCAAUAUGUUGAUUUGGUGUUGACCAAGUCUUUAGACAGAGAGGAGAAGGCUGUUCAUAAUUUAAUCCUGACUGCUGUGGACGGCGGAGUCCCUGUGCGCUCCGGCACUGCCAAUAUUAUUGUUAGAGUACAGGAUACAAACGACAACCCUCCUCGGUUUGACAAGCAGACUUACACAAUUAACAUGACUGAAAAUUCCCCAAUCGGAGCCACAGUGAUGAAGCUCAACGCUACAGAUCUUGACGAGGGUCUGAAUUCAGAGAUAGUGUACUCAUUCACCCUUUACACGUCAGAAAAAACACAAGAUGUAUUUGCGUUGAACCCCAACACAGGAGAGAUAACUGUGAAGGGAACGAUUGACUAUGAGGAUAUGAAAUUUUAUGAGAUGCACAUUGAAGCAAGGGAUAAAGGGGCAUAUCCCUUACUGGGCCAAUGUAAAGUAGUCGUCCACGUGACGGAUAUGAAUGACAAUUAUCCAGAAAUCACCAUACAGUCUGUUAAAAAUACAGUGGAUGAGAACAUCCCAGUAGGAAGUGUCAUAGCUUUGAUAGGCAUAAGUGACAGAGACACUGGUGACAAUGGAAAAGUAAGCUUAUCCAUAUAUCAGCCCAUGCCCUUUAUUCUUAACAAGUCAUCAGACAGGCCUAUGCUUUACAAGCUCAUAGUGUCAGAAGCCUUAGAUCGUGAAUCAAAACCUGAAUAUGACAUCACACUGAUUGUGACAGAUGCAGGAGCGCCGCCAUUAUCUGAUAACGAAACAAUAACUCUGCAUCUGCUGGAUGUUAAUGACAAUGUCCCACAGUUCCCUCAGUCAUUUUAUACUAUACGUGUAAUGGAGAAUAACGCACCUGGGGCCCUGCUCAGUUCGCUUACUGCGUUUGACCCUGACCUCCAUGAAAACCAGUACCUAGUUUAUUUCAUCCUAGAGAAGGAGAUAGCCAACACCUCCAUGUCCAUGCUGUUCUCCAUCAAUCCAGAGAACGGUAAUCUUUACGCACUAAAAACUUUUGACUAUGAGAUUGAGAAGGAGUUUCUUUUCCAUAUCGAGGCCAGAGACUCUGGCUCUCCUCCACUCAGCAGCAACGUGACCGUCCACAUCAUUAUUGUGGACCAGAACGACAACGCUCCAGUCAUUGUCUCUCCGUGGCGCGCGCACGGCUCGGUGGUGGAGGAAAAAAUCCCCAGAUCCACUGAUAAAGGCUCUCUGGUUGCCAAGGUGAUAGCCUUGGACACCGACUCGGUGCACAACUCUCGGAUUACCUACCAGUUUCUACAGGUGACUGACGCCACCUUGUUCAGUCUGGACCAGUACAACGGAGAGAUCCGGACUAUGAGGAUGUUCAGUUACAGAGAUCCGCGUCACCAGCGACUGGUUGUUAUUGCCAAGGACAACGGGGAUCCUGCUCUCUCUGCUACAGUCACCAUCAAGCUGUCCACAGUGGAGACUGCUGUCAAGGCCUACUCUGACAUGACUGAGGUGCCUCUAGAAUAUGACAUCUUCUCAGACCUAAACCUGUAUUUGGUCAUCGGUCUGGGCUCGGUGUCAUUUCUCCUGCUGAUCACCAUAUUGGUCACCAUCGUGCUCAAGUGUCAGAAACCCAAGCCCAGCAAAGCAGCUCCUCCUUGCAGGAACAGUGUGAUCAGUGAGAGGAACUCCACCAUCGCAGACUCCACUCUGGUCUCCAACGAUGCCUACUGGUACAGUCUGUUUCUAGCAGAGACCAGGAAAGGAAAGCUGGUGGUCAGACAGCCUGUGCCAAAGGGCUCCAGAUACAUCGUGUCCAGUAUACCAAGGAGCACAGGAAUGUCAGAGACUAGUGACUCAGCAGCUUCCACUCUGCAGGUAAAUAAAUUAAAAUUCAAUUAACUGCAUCAUUUGUGUUUUCACCUCAUGAAAAUCCACCAAAUUAACCGUUAUUUACACGUGCCCUCCUGAAAAUGACAAAAUAGAAGAAAAAUGAAACAUGCUCUGGUAUUGAUAAUAUUCAUAAGAGGAUAAUUCUGUGAAUAUAAUGAUGAUCCUAAUUUAAAAUUCAAACAAAGUCUUACUACAGAAGUCGAUGCAAAGUACAACUAAAACGUUGUUUUUUUUUUAUUUUAUCGAAUUCGACAUUGAUAUAACUUUCAUGCAAGCCUAUGAUGAUGGUUUCGACGUUUAAUAAAAUAGUUAGGUGAACUGAUAAACUGCGCUUCUUUAAGCAAUAUCUGCAGAGGUAUAUAGUCUUAUAACUUAUUUUCAGUUGUAGGCUAUUUGAUAUUGU